AUGGGUGAUUAUGAAAAGUCGUUAAGUAUUCAAGGAAAUGUAACACGUAGUUCUCUUGAAUGUGCAACAACAUAUAUAAAUUUAGGUGAAACUUAUCGUGAAAUGGAAAAUUAUUUAAUGGCGUUAACAUACUGUGAAAAAGGAUUGAAAAUACAUGAAGAAAAGCUACCAAAAAAUCAUCCUAAUUUAGCAAUAAUAUAUCACAAUAUGGCGAAAUUAUAUUUAUCCACUGGACAACAUAGUAUGACAAUUACAUAUGUUCAACAAGCAGUAGAUAUUGGACAAGAGAAAUUACCCAGAUCUCAUCCUCAUCUAUUAAAAUAUAGAGAAACAUUUGAACUGAUUCGUGAGAGCCAGUGA
Molecule: messenger RNA, 360 nt
Organism: Rotaria socialis
Lineage: Eukaryota; Metazoa; Rotifera; Eurotatoria; Philodinida; Philodinidae
Source: the annotation of a GenBank genome assembly